This is a messenger RNA of Cajanus cajan (pigeon pea), 1857 nucleotides long. Its product is annotated as import inner membrane translocase subunit. The record is from RefSeq and is a predicted model, not a curated record. Gene Ontology annotation, cellular component: intracellular membrane-bounded organelle. NCBI's taxonomy places the organism in Eukaryota, Viridiplantae, Streptophyta, Magnoliopsida, Fabales, Fabaceae.
UGCAAGGGUAGUAUCUCUUACAUACAAACUGUCCACAUGAAUUAGUCCUUAGGAUGUUUUAAUUUGGUAGGCGAUGGCAGCCUGUUGACAUCCCUGGGUUCCCCUGCACGUCUCCUUCCACCUCCAUUCAUGUCUCAUGACCAUUGAAACUACCAUCAGCUCGUAACAGGUCGGGUCGCUCAGUCAGAUAGGAAAAAGGUUUGACCUUAGAUAAAUUGGUGUUGUGAAUUGCACAGCACAGCACUGCGUUUACAUUUGAUUUGAAAAGCAGAAAUGCAAAUGUCAAGGGCUUCUUCUUCACAAAGAAUCUCCCAAUUCCAAAUUCUACUCCGCGGCCUUAAUCAUCGCCGCCCCGCGCUCGCCGGUUCUCCUUCACUUAAACCCUCAAUCUCAAAUGCCGCCGCCGCGUUCCGCUCCUCCUCGCUGGCGCCGAUGUUCCCCUCGCAGCGCCUUGGCUUCCGAUUCUUCUCCUCGAAAUUCGACAAAGGUUUUGCGCAGAAGGUGUUGGAUAAACCUGCAGCUGCAGUGACAUCUGCUUUCUCGCGUUACCGCGAGGCAAUUGGGUUGCAAAUCGAGGCAUUCUUCAAGAGGAACCAUCUCUUUCUGUUUGGCGCUGCUGGAGUCGUCUUUUGCGCUAUUCUGUGGAGGAUCCUCUUCGGAGUCGCUAACCUCUUCGUUUCACUCUCCGAAGGCAUGGCCAAGUAUGGCUUCCUCGCCCUUUCAUCUGCUAUCGUUGCUUUUACUGGCUUGUAUAUUCGCUCGAGGUUAACAAUCAACCCUGAUAAAGUUUAUAGAAUGGCUAUGACGAGGCUUAACACCUCUGCUGGGAUUCUUGAAGUUAUGGGUGCCCCCCUUUCUGGAACUGACUUGAGAGCCUAUGUCAUGUCAGGAGGUGGCCUCACCAUCAAGAAAUUCAAGCCAAGUAUUAGGGGCCGUCGAUGUUUUCUCAUUUUCCCCAUUAGAGGCUCUGAGCAAAAGGGGCUAGUCAGUGUCGAAGUCAAGAAAAAGAAGGGUCAGUAUGAUAUGAAGCUGCUGGCCGUUGAUGUUCCUAUGGCUACUGGUCCAGACCAGCGGUUGUAUUUAAUUGGGGAUGAAGAAGAGUACAGGGUUGGUGGGGGACUAAUAUCUGUGCUAAGAGAUCCUGUAGUGAAAGCAAUGGCAGCAACCAAGGAAUUUGAUGAUCUUGAUGAGGUUGAGGAAGAGGAGGAUGCUGAAAAAGAACGUCUGGAAUCUGAAAGAAAGCAGCGUGAAGAAAUUGAAAAGCUCGAAAAGAGUGGCACCUAGUAAUAGGCUUUCGUGAUGUUCCUCUUCUGAUUUAUUCUCUUGUUGAUUACAGCACAGGAGUUGACGUUGUUUAAACACAUUUGUUUUGUAUCAGUUCGAGUUUUCCCUUGAGCUAGAACUUCACCUUGUAUCAGAAAUGACCAAGUUUAUCUGAACCAAAGUUGAGAAAAUAAAGCUGACAGACAGGAUCAACAUGCAUUGGAAUGGACUGAGCGUUUGUUGGUUGCGAUGUUGCCUUGUCUCUAAGUGUCUAAUCCUUGUCUACGAUAUAGAUACUAUCUGCCACGGUUGGAUGUCAUUGCAGGGACCCAAAGUUUUUGACCACCUGUCCCCUUCCCCUUGAAAGUUGUUUCUAGUAUUCUACGUGUGCUUGGUUGGUGCGUCAUUACAAGUUACUGCUAGUGUUGAAAUUCUAAAGUAAAACUCAUUCGGUUACCCUGACCUUCCCCUUGAAAGUUGAUUCUAGUAUUGCUCUGACCAGUUCGGUUGCAGCGUUAAAAAUUUAGCUUGCAUUAAAGUCAUUGAUGACCUGUGUAGCUCAUUCGCCUUAAAAAUGUAGCAAUUGUGUUUGAA